Cyclocybe aegerita is the source of this 1503-nucleotide messenger RNA. NCBI's taxonomy places the organism in Eukaryota, Fungi, Basidiomycota, Agaricomycetes, Agaricales, Hemipholiotaceae. The record is from the annotation of a GenBank genome assembly.
AUGGUCGCUCAGAGCUCUCACACCCCGUUCUUUCCACCGAACCUCGUUGCUGAUAAGACCGCGGCGUCGAAAGCAAGCAGUAAGCGACUCAUCCCCAAGGCCAUGCAUACGCCCAUCCAAGAUCGUCUCGCUCCCAUCCAACUGCCUCUCAUUCGGUUCAUGAACGAGUCUGGAGCGAUUCCACAUCCCAGUGACGAUCCCAAGCGUAAGUUAUCGCAAGUUUGUACCAAAUGGAGGCGCAUCAUUGUCGGCGACACCUCCUUAUGGGCCAAUAUUCGUUUAGCGCCCGUGCGGUUCGAACACUCCGAGCAUCUCCUUCGCCUUUUCGAGCAGAGCGCCGAGCGUAGCCGAGGGCAGCCGCUCUUGAUCCAGAUGUACAACGACCUCCGACGUUCUCGCCCAGCGCACGUCAGGAAGGUGGAAGACUUGUUGUACGGCGGCGGGAAGUUCAGCAUCGUUCAUUCCAUCCUCGCUCCGCUUCCGGUCAGCAGCCGCCUCACCUCUCUCAAGUGCCUCUUCGCCAAGGACGACGUGUGGAUGUUCCUCCGCCUCCCAUCGACCACGUUCCCUGUUCUGAAGAGCGUCGACAUCACUUUCAUCCAUUCUCUCGACAAUCAUCGGACGCCUUUCACGAAGGACCAUCGUAACCGCCUCAAUUUCACGGUUUUCAAAGACCAUCCGACACUCCAGGAGGCGGCGUUCCACAUCGAGAACUGCAUCCAUCCGCUCGACCUUCAGCUGCCAUGGGGUCAGCUCACGAAGCUUGACCUGGCCAGCGCACCGAUGCCGACGUGGACGCUCCUCACCAUCAUGAGUCAAGCAGCGCCGUCGCUCGUUGACGGCGCCUUCCACGUCAAAUUGCUUGCUGCUUCCGACUGCGAGCUCCUAGGAGUGACGAUGCCUGUGUUGAAGAGGCUUCGGCUCGUUGUCAUCGACCCCACCCUGGAGCCGACCUUCUUCGCGCUCCUGAAGAUGCCGAUCUUGGGUAACUUGAAGCUGGAGAGGUUCGAUAGGCGGGUAGGGUGGCAACUGUGGUUGCUCAUUCCGGUGCUCGUGCAUUCCUCGUCCUCGCUCCGUCUGCUGGAACUCAAGAACUUCGUCUUGAGGCGGGAACCUGGCGACCCGGUGCCGACGGUUAGAAGGUCUUCUUACACGGAACUCGAGGCGAUCUUGGAGGUCGUUCCGCGCCUCGAGGAGCUCAGGUUGGCGCCGGAUAUCGUGAUGCACUUGCCUACUCUGGAGAAAGUGGCGAGUGGUGGCCUGGUGCCGCAGUUGAGGGUGCUUGAGCUGUUCAGCACCUCGAGCGAGCAGGUGGUGUCAAUGGUUCAACAGAGAGCCUUCGGUAUAGGGACUUCUACCUGUACCGGUGCUACGCUCUGCCGCGUUAAUUUGAUGGUGAAAAUGGAGGAGGUGAACGAAGUGAUGCAGAAGGUAUUGAGCACUGGUCUUUCUGGUCUCAUCUACGUCUGUGGCAUUGCCCCUCUUCCCCUUCUAGGCCAUUGA